AUGGCUAGCGUGAUCUCGGACGAUACUCCUCCACCCGGGGUCCAAGAUGGAACGAAUGUGACUGCGCCAACAAACUUGAUAUCUCCUUCCAGUCGGAAGAGAAAGGCUUCCGAGCUAUCUUUGGUUAAAGAGAGCACAGCUGCGUCCCGCCAGAAAAUUACAAGAGCCUGUGACUCAUGCAAAGUAAAGAAGACCCGCUGUACAGGUACGCUUCCCUGCACGCGAUGUACACGUCUCUCGCUACCAUGCAAGUACAAUGCCGCUUAUUCGCGCGGUCUACCGCCGGAUCCUCUACCUGCAUCACCCAGCCCGCUCUCGACCCCAACGGGCCGGCAUACGUCGGAGGCUGCCCGCGCGUCCGGCAGCCCCCAUACGCGGGCAAGUACAAGAGACUCGGCCGUGACCAGCAGCAAAUCACUUCCUAUCCCGAGCCAACACCGUGCUUUGUCAUUGCGGACCUCGCCUGAACCAGGAUCGACGGACUGCGAGGGCAAUUAUCUCGGCCCUGCGUCCGGUGUGUCGUUCAUCAAUCGUGUAUGGAGUCGUCUGCACCAGGAUGAGACCACGCAUUAUCCCGAUGAACUUCAAAAUGAGUCCUCACGGAAUACGGCUGUCUUUAUGUUUGGUGAUAAGCCAUAUUGUAAUUCUCCAGAAGUGGACUUUUCAUUGCCGUCUUUCAAGAGGGCCAUGGAAUUGGUCGGUAUCUACUUCGAUUUCUCCAUGGUGACUUAUCGCUUUGUUCAUAGAGGCAAUGUUGAGGAUUGGACUAGACAGCUUUAUCGGAGUAAUAUCUCGCUCUCUAACCUUCCAGUUGGAAAUAUGGUUGCUCGCACUGCCGUGGUUCUCAUCAUCUUUGCCGUGAGUACUUUGUACGCAGAGCUUCGGCCAGAUGGGGUGCCCAAUGGGCGUAGUGAAAGUGAGCGCUGGUAUGCCGCUUCGAAAUACAUGACCUCUCUCGAGUCUGGACCACCGCGGCUGGAAACUAUUCAAGCUCGACUGGGCCAAUGUCUUUACCUACUGUCAUCUUCGCGGGCCAACGAAUGCUGGUACUCUUUUGGAACCACAAUGCAGGCUGUGACAGCUCUCGGGUUGCAUAGAAAAAUGCCCGCCAAAGUAUCAAAUAAAGCAUACUCCUAUUUGGAACUGGAGCUGCGCAAGCGCAUAUUCUGGAGUGUCUACAUUCUAGACAAAUAUCUCAGCAUUAUGUUUGGACGACCUCGAUUGUUACAUGAUGAGGAUAUCGAUCAAGAAUUACCAGAUGAGAUGAACGACGAUGACCUAAUGGAAGAAGACCCAACAAAACGCACAGGAUCUACUGAUAGUAUGAUGAUUGCCUCGGUGCUUCAUUACCGACUUGGCCGCAUCCUAGGCGAUAUAUCACGACAACUAUACAGCAUAAACACCCCAACACGCGACUCGCCUCUAGAAACCGCCAUCAGGCUAACCUCCGAACUUGAGAAAUGGAAAGAAACCGUCCCACCAUUAUUCAACAGUGUUCGUCCAUCAAGUUUGAUUCCACCCCUCUGCCGACAAAGCCAAGUCCUGCAACUCGCCUACUCACACGCGAUGAUUCACGUCACUCGCUCAUUCCUCCUAACAGACUUCACAGACCUAAGCCGCCGACCCAAAGUUCCACACCCAAUGGUGAGCUCCCAUGUGCAGAAAUGCAUACAAGCCGCCGAAGAUAUCAUGACGAUAGUUGAUAGUCUCGCGCAACAAGGCGUCCUGAUUCAAUCUUUUUGGUUCACGCACUACGUCUGCUUCUGUGCGAUCUUGGUAGUCUAUAUUCAUACUAUUCAACAGCAUCGAGGAUCACUAGGAGGGAGGCCAGGGUCAGCAGCCGGAGCUUCGAUUUCUUCUGCUGGAAGUCCUGGUAACCCGGAUAAGUCGCGGCAGCUAUUUUCUCUCGCAGAGAAUUGUCAGCAACAUCUUGCUGAGGCUACGCGGAAGAAUUGUCCGAGUCGCCGGUAUGGAAUUAUUCUUGAAGAGCUUCGCCAGGAGGUUCAUCGACAGAUUGGGUCGAAUGAGCUCGCUGCUGGCUUUAAAACUCCCUGCCACAGUAGGUAUGAUGCUUUUGAUGCAUCUUCAGAUGGCAGUUAUCACGGGGCUGGGCCCUUUGAUACUCAGACGGUGGACAUGGCCUCCAUAUCAGGGAUGAUGCAGCCCACCGAUCUGGAGAUGACUGCAGGGGAGGAUGCAGGGUUUCUUGAAAGCCUUGAGGGAUCGAUGUGGUGGGCUCAGCUUGAUUCGUGGGCCUUGUCAAAUUUCCCUAAUGAUCCUUCUACAUAUAACUUCUAA
Penicillium nucicola is the source of this 2298-nucleotide messenger RNA. RefSeq names its product Zn(II)2Cys6 transcription factor. The record is from RefSeq and is a predicted model, not a curated record. Gene Ontology annotation, molecular function: zinc ion binding; DNA-binding transcription factor activity, RNA polymerase II-specific; sequence-specific DNA binding. Gene Ontology annotation, cellular component: nucleus. Gene Ontology annotation, biological process: positive regulation of transcription by RNA polymerase II; DNA-templated transcription. The transcript has 4 exons. Lineage: Eukaryota; Fungi; Ascomycota; Eurotiomycetes; Eurotiales; Aspergillaceae. Bases 1 to 2298 code for a protein of 765 amino acids.